CUUUACAAAGAGACUAUUUCUUCGGAAUGCGGAAGUUAACGUAAAUUGCGUUUCAGAAUACAGGGACUGUCAGUUUAUGUUAGUCCGUCCGUAUUGUAUAUAGGUUACGGGAGACGGUCGAGGUGCGUUAACCUUGCGCGCAGCGGUAGCAAAGCAUAAAUGUCUGUGAAGCAUGCCCAGCCCAACCUCAGCCAGUCUCAAGCAUCUGAGUUGGUGAAGAGGCUGUAUGGGCUGACGACGUCAGAAGUUCGCUCGCUGCCCAGCUACGAUGACCAGAACUUCUAUGUGGCCGCUGAGGGCGGCGAGUACGUCCUGAAGAUCAUGAACACGGAGGACAGUAAGAAGCCGGACCUGAUUGAGCUGCAGACAUAUGCCAUGUCCUUCCUCCACAAAAAUGGACUCCCUGCUCAGACAGCCUUGCCCAACACCUCGGGACAGCUCAUGACUCUGGAAGAAAUCGACUGUGGUUAUGGCUGUCAGAAGUACCUGGUGCGGUUGUUGACUUAUUUACCUGGGACCACCAUUUCCAAGACUCCCUUAACGCCUCAGUUACUGUUUGAAGCUGGUAAGACAGCAGCUAAAAUGGACAAAACCCUUGAAAAGAUGGACCACCCUAAUCUAAGACUUCUCGAGAGGGAGAACUUCAUAUGGAGCCUGUCCAGUGUUGCCCUCUUGGAUGCGUACAUUCAUGCGUUGGAUGGAGAUCCGCUUCAGGAGCUUAUAAAAUCCGUGAUUCGUCAGUACGAGACCUAUGUGGUUCCCAGACGCUCCAAUUUCCGCAAGUGCAUAAACCACGGCGACUUCAAUGACCUCAACGUGCUCGUCCAGCCCGACGAGAGCGGCGGCUACAGGAUUACUGGCAUCCUUGACUUUGGCGACAUGAACAGUGGCUACUACAUCCACGAGCUCGCCAUCACUAUCAUGUACAUGAUGACGGAGCACCCCGAACCCGUCGAGGUGGGUGGACCUGUCCUCGCGGGCUGGGAAAGUGUCCUCCCUCUCAAUGAGGUGGAGAGAGAUUGCCUCUACCUGCUGGUGAUGUCGCGUUUCUGCCAGUCCUUGGUUAUAGCUCGUUACACGGUCACCUUGCACCCAGAAAACGCAGAGUAUCUGAUGAUAUCAUCCAGGAGGGGUGUAGCCAUUUUCAGUCAACUCUUGGAGCUGGGAAAGGAGCGGGUGGAGAAAUUGUGGUUUGAGAGUGCUGCUCAGUUCGGUGGCAGCAAGUGAGAAACAUUUCAGGAAAGCCAUUCAGAAGUAGGGUUCUUCGACUGAGCUGCUAUUCAUUCAAAUUAAGUGGGAUUUAAAAAUCAAGAGGUACCAAUAUUAGAAUUGAAUUCAAUGUGAAAGCAAUACACUAAUUAUCCUGCCACUUCAAACUUUGAUCGACUGAUUGAUUCAGACACAUCGUAGGAACAGUGUUAUGUGUCUGGAUUUAGAAUGGGUAAAAUGGAUACUGCAUGAACAAUGAAGAACCAAAGUAGUCAUCAAAAUAUCAGGUUUAGAAUAUGAAGGCAUAUUCUUCUUAAUAAGUGCCUCAAUCAUCAGGGUUUAUACACGUCGGUGGACUCACCAAGGUGCUCAUCUGAACAAGACUAGGAAACAUUUUUACUUUGCAUCUGUUGUGUGCAGAGAAGCUUUUUUUUUUCUCGCAUUAUAUACAAAAAUCACAUCUAUUUACUCGUCUGUGUUCUUAUGGUGUAUUUAGACACAUGGAUUUUGGUGCAAAAUGUUCACAAUGUAAACUGUGGACCAUUUGAAUUCAACCUGUUUACAGUUUUACAUUACCAAGCUGCAAAGCUCCACAAUUUAAUAAAGUAAAAAUUAACAUUUGAGGGACCACCGGUCACGCAGAACAGCAAUGAUUAACAAGUAUCUGAAAAUUUAUUUAAUUUGUUUUUUUGUUUUUUUUGCAUAGGUAGCAGUAAAUGAAGAAUGUGUGUUUGUCACCUUUACUCUCCUAACCGGAAAACAUUGGUAAAGUGCAACAUAUAUUAAACAUAAUCCAGAUGUGAAAGUUAUGUCUUCAUAUUUUUUACUUGAAUACAAACUGGUGUGCAGCUAAAAUAACAUUUCCUCAUCAUCAGUGAAAAGACGACAAAAACAAAAGUGGAGUAGCCUUGAAACUAGUGAAGAUUUCCAUCAAAAGUUACAUAAGUGCUGUUCACAUGUUUAUCAGUAUGUUGCCUUACAGUGGGAUGCAAAGGUGGUUCAGGUCACAGCCAUAAAGGGGGUGGGUCACAGUUUGUACCAGUGAUCUUGUCUUAAUAAGCCCACUUUCUCAGAUCUGCAACACUACUGCUCGGAUUGUCGGGCAUACAAGAGUCAACAUUCAAAAUGCGUUUUUGAUGCAUUAACUGAAUACAAAUGCUUUGUCCUAUGUUGUCAGCAUGGAUAACGUUUGUAUCGAAAUAUACAGUUUUAGUCUUACUUGACUGUGUAUUAUAUCAAGAAAUUAGAUACACUUUGUCUUUAAACAAGUGUGUCGGCCCCAGCUUACACAGAAACACAAUGAAACACUGACAUAUCAGUGCAAUAAUCUCCAAAACAACAGCAUUGUAGAAAUCAUGCAGCCAUAACAUGAACUUUUUAGAAAAUCAUGAACUGGAACAUUUUUUUUGUUUGUUUCUUUUUUUUUUCCCCAGGUCUUGUCUUUGCGAUGCCCCUUUGAGCAUCUUUAUCUGUAAUCUGGUGAAUUAUUAAUUUGCAUGAUCUUCGACCUCGUUGUAAAAUAAAUCUUUGCGGUUACUGCACUUGUAAAACAAAACUCCUCUCUAUGCAAAAAUAAAAAGAAGAACUCCUCUCA
This is a messenger RNA of Mugil cephalus (flathead mullet), 2803 nucleotides long. RefSeq names its product hydroxylysine kinase, tandem duplicate 2 (gene hykk.2). Gene Ontology annotation, molecular function: amino acid kinase activity. Lineage: Eukaryota; Metazoa; Chordata; Actinopteri; Mugiliformes; Mugilidae. Bases 160 to 1227 code for a protein of 355 amino acids. The record is from RefSeq and is a predicted model, not a curated record. The transcript has 5 exons.